Tribolium madens (black flour beetle) is the source of this 795-nucleotide messenger RNA. RefSeq lists its product as uncharacterized. Lineage: Eukaryota; Metazoa; Arthropoda; Insecta; Coleoptera; Tenebrionidae. The transcript is spliced from 5 exons. The record is from RefSeq and is a predicted model, not a curated record. Bases 170 to 730 code for a protein of 186 amino acids.
GGUAAUGACAGCAAACAAACAGAAACAAGUCAAGGUAAAAACGUGUUUUUACUACUUCUCGGGCAGUUCUGCAGGACUCGCGGUUAACCACACGCAGAAUAUUCAUUUCGCAAUUUGUAUGAAGUGAAUAAAGUGUUUAUAAUUACUAGAAUUGAAUUGAAUAAACGAAAUGAACAAAUUUUUUCCACUCCUAAUUUUUGCCAUCGUUGGCUACAAUUGCCAGGAUUUUGCAUUUCCGGAAAGUCCGGGGCAGAGACUAGACACCGACACUAAAACUGAUAGAGUGCCACUAUUCGCUCCUGAUAGAUGUCCCGAAAACCAAUUACUAUACCCAGGGAACCAAAAGAAUGACUGGAUUUGUGACUGUGGACCCGGAUUUAUUUACUAUCCACCACGGGAUGGUUGUUUUAGUGCUUACCGGCAAGGCCCUUGUGCCUCAGGGUACCACCUAAUUUUGAAAAGAAACCAAGUUGUGCCUGAAUGUGUGAUAAAUCCGUGCAAAGAUGGUUUCGCCAGGUACAAAGGGAAGUGUUACGAAAUGGGUAAACCAAACGGUCCGUGCCCUCCUGUCGAGGCAGGUGGUGGAAUUUUUGACGUAAAUGCCACAACUUUAGUCGUCGAGUGUCUAAAAGGCACUGAUCGCUUGUCUUUGUUUAAUAUUCCGAAAAAUUGCCCCCCUGGGAGUAAAAGGGACCGAAAUAACAAGUGUCGAGAAAACUGGAACGUAUAAGUGUGAUUUGUAAAACAGAAAAUAAGGAUAUUUAUUUGUUAUUAAUAAAGUUUUUAUUUUAAUAA